AUGGGUGUGCUACACACCCUGGAUUUGGAGAAUUUCAAAUCGUACAAAGGAAAACAAGUGAUCGGUCCGUUUAAGAGUUUCGUGCUAGGAGAAAAAGCUACAAGUUUACGGGUGAAGAAACUGGGGGAUCUAAUCCAUGGCGCCCCAAUAGGAAAGCCGGUGUCAAAUCGUUGUUCUGUAACCUUGAACUAUAAAGAGGAUUCUGGACGUAUGAGAAGUUAUACCCGAUCAGUAACCAAUGCUGGGUCAGAAUUUCGUGUAGAUGGCAAGAUAGUCUCGGUGCAACAAUACAAUCAUGAAAUGGAAUCUAUCCAGAUAUUUAUCAAGGCUAAGAACUUCCUUGUGUACCAGGGACAAAUCGAAUCCAUUGCCAUGAAAAAUCCUAAAGAACGAACUGCUCUGUUUGAAGAGAUUUCGAGGUCUUGUGAGCUACAACCUGAGUAUGAUCGCUUGAAGUUGGAGUUACAAAAGGCAGAAGAAGAUGCUCAGCAGAAUAUGCACAAACGCCGUGGUAUUGCCCAAGAGAAAAGGGAAGCGAAGCUGGAACGGGAUGAGGCGGAGAAAUACCAACAUAUGAAGGACGAUUUGGCUGCCAAACAACGACAACUUUACUUACUCGAGUUGUUCUAUUGUGAACGCUAUGGGAAACAAGCGCAAGACGACCUGGCCGCUAGGAAGAAGUUGGUGGCAGAACUUGAAAAUAAAAAGAACGAGGUUGAUGAAUCAGUCAGUGAAAAGCACAAGCUGGUCAAGAAAUCGCAACGAGACAGUCAUAAGCUUGAGAAGGAAAUCGCGGACAAGGAGCGAGAAAUCGCCCAUGAGCGGCCAUUGUAUGUACAAGUAAAGCAGGAAGUCCUCCAUGUGAAGACCAAGCUAGAAACCUGUAAUAAAACGUUGAAUGCUGCGCAGAAGCUUGCUGAACGCAAUGAAGAGCAGGUGCAAGCCAUGGAGAACUCUGCAAAAGAGCUGGAGAGGAAGAAAGCUGAAUGUGAAGCAGAACUUGAAUCGCAGAGCCAGGAACUUGAUCUACAUCUGAGCGAAGAUCAGAUUAAUGAGUAUGUCAUGCUAAAGCGUGAAGCUGCUAAAAGAUCUGGUAUAAUGGAUAUGCAGCUCAAUUCGAUGAGGCAAGAACACGAAACUGAUCGAAGCUCGAAAGUGAACGAAGAACGUCGCAUGAAAGCUUGGCAGGAGAAGAUCAAAAAUAAGAAACAGGAAAUUGAGCGACUCAAGAAGCAGAUUGACUAUCUUACGGAAAAUGCGGAACAACAGAAACAGGUCCUCCAAAACGAGAAAGUCAAUCUGGUAUCAAUGGAGAAGCAAGUGAAGGAAAGCAAGGAAAAGUUAGAGAAGGUAUCUAUUGAGCUUAACGAAAUCAAUAAACAGCUCUCUGAUGCAAGUGGUGAUUCGGCGGAAUCAGAGCGUGUAAGAAGACGCAAUGAAGCCAUUGAAAAUCUUAAGAGGGUUUUCCCAGACAAGGUCCAUGGUCGUCUGGUCGAUCUGUGCCAGCCUAGCCAUAAGCGCUUCAAUUUGGCUGUGACGAAAGUUCUCCAAAAGCAUAUGACGAGUAUUGUCUGCGACACUGAAGAUACUGCAAGGGAUGCGAUCAUGUAUUUGAAGGUGAAAAAUCUCGAAAAGGAACUGGAAGCUCUGAAGAAAAAGGAAACAAAGGAAGGCAAAGUACUAGCGCGUUUAGAGAAAGAAAUGGAAGACUUGAAGGUUGCCGCCAUGGAAAAGAAAAACGAACAAGAAGCUUUGGAGCAGGAACUUGGUGCCGUGAAGAAAGAUGCUCAGGCAGCUUGGCUGAUGUUGACGCUGAAGAUGAAGAUGGAACAACGCUAUCCUCCUGAAACCUUCCUACCUAAUCAUGGCCUUGACGUUCAUCCCAUCAACGAGAAACUUCGAGAGCUCACGUACCCGAAAGGAGUGAAGUUGGUCUUUGACGUGAUCCAGUGGCAAUCAUGCCGGCACAGAAAAGCACUACAAUUCGCGUGUGGUAAUGCACUGAUUUGUGAAACUGCUGAAGACGCGAGGACUCUUGCAUAUGGUAGCGCUGGAGGUGGUAUGUUUUUAUUACAGAUUCUUACGAGAUACAAAGCCGUUGCUUUGGAUGGAACCAUGUUCCAGCAAAGCGGAGUGAUUGGAGGUGGUAGUCAUGAGUUGAAAAUGCGUGCGAAGAAAUGGGACGAGAGGGACUUGAAAAAUAAGCUGACCUCAGUUGAGUAUCGGCUGAAAAAUAUGCAACUCGAGAAAACCAAGUGUGAGACUGACACACUCAAUAAGUUGACCUUUGAACUUGAAGCCCUCGAGUCUGAGCUCAGUGUGAUUCCGCCCAAAAUCGAGGAGAUAGAAGAGCGCAUGCAGGAAAGAGAGAGGGAAAUAGCGAAGAUCGAAGAGAAGAGUAACGCUGUUGCGGAUGAUGUUUUUGCAAGUUUCUGCAAGAAGGUUGGAAUUAAGAACAUUCGUGAAUACGAAGAGCGCGAAAUGCGAUUCCAUCAGGAAAGGGUUGACCGCAUGCGGGAGUUCGACAACGAACUUGACCGUAUUCGUAAUGAGCUGGAGUAUCUGCGUUCCGAGGAUAAAAACAGGAAAGUAUCUAUUGAGCUUAACGAAAUCAAUAAACAGCUCUCUGAUGCAAGUGGUGAUUCGGCGGAAUCAGAGCGUGUAAGAAGACGCAAUGAAGCCAUUGAAAAUCUUAAGAGGGUUUUCCCAGACAAGGUGAAAAAUCUCGAAAAGGAACUGGAAGCUCUGAAGAAAAAGGAAACAAAGGAAGGCAAAGUACUAGCGCGUUUAGAGAAAGAAAUGGAAGACUUGAAGGUUGCCGCCAUGGAAAAGUUGUUAAACUAUUUGUGCGGUGAACGAGACUUGUUUACUUCGCAAGCGGACGUUGACGACUCAUGCACCCAACGCGAAGUGACAGGUGCCGAGAAAGCAGUUCUGGCGUUAGAGAGCUUGGUUAGCCGAAAACAUGCUGAAAGACAUGCAUUGCUACACUCGGCGAAGAUCAACCAGGUUCAAAUUCCACUCACCUCAGGCAGCUUGGCUGAUGUUGACGCUGAAGAUGAAGAUGAAAGUACCGAUGGAAGUCAACCAACAAACUCCAACAACCUUUCGCAAGAGCAAAUUGAAAGAGAAUCGAAAAUAAAAGUCAACUAUAAGGCGCUUCCUGAGAAUUUGAAGGAUCUCAAAGACGAAGAAGAAGUUAAGAGGCAUGUUGAAAGAAUGAACAAAGAAAUAAAUGACGCUCAGACGACGUUAUCGCGAUUGAAUGCGCCCAAUCUCAAAGCAAGUCAAAGGAUGGAAGAAGUGAAGGAACGAGAAGCGGAGACUACUGAGGAAUGUGAGAUGGCACGUAAAAAAGCAAGGAAAAUCCGGACGUACUUCGAAAAAGUGAAAACUGAGCGGUACCGGAAAUUCCAGGAGUGCUUCGAGACUGUUAGCCAAAAAAUCGAUGAAAUCUACAAGGCUCUUUCCCGAAAUGCAAGCGCUCAGGCAUUCCUUGGAGCUGAGAACAUGGAGGAACCAUAUUUGGAAGGUAUACAGUAUAACUGUGUUGCACCUGGUAAGCGCUUCCGACCGAUGGAUAAUCUAUCUGGAGGAGAGAAAACUGUAGCUGCCUUGGCGCUGCUGUUCGCUAUGCAUGCCCGAAAUCCAUCACCUUUCUUUGUUCUGGAUGAGAUCGAUGCUGCACUUGAUAACACGAACAUUGGAAAGGUGUCCUCCUUCAUCUGUGAAUCUGCUCGUAGUGACAUACAAAUCAUCAUUAUUUCACUGAAAGAGGAAUUCUAUAACAAGGCUGAUGCUUUGAUUGGAAUUUAUCCCGAGGCGGCCGGUUGCCCCACUUCGGGUGUGCUAACCUUUGAUCUAACACCUUACAAACAGACUGGUCUGAAUGAUACCAGUAUAAUGGAAAGUACUGCUGUAAAUCUGAAAGGGGACCUAUCCGCUGUAACCUCACCUUCCUAA
Messenger RNA from Cooperia oncophora, 3963 nucleotides. The record is from the annotation of a GenBank genome assembly. Lineage: Eukaryota; Metazoa; Nematoda; Chromadorea; Rhabditida; Trichostrongylidae.